UCUCUCUUUUUGCCCUUCCGUGGUGGCCGCCCCCGAUGAGCCUCCGGCCGCGCGCGCCUGGCCCAUGUUCGGCCUCUUCCGCCGCGACGGGCGCUCCAGCCGCCGGGCGAGCCCCGAGCCCGCCUCGCCGACGCGGCGGGGCGCGCGCCCGAGCCGGCCCAGCCCCGAGCCGCUGUCGCCGGGGCCGGGGCAGGGCAGGGAGUUCCUCGCCUUCAAGGCGGCGCGGCUACUGGGCGGCGCCGCCCGGCAGGUCGGCGAGAAGCUCGCGCGGCUGAGGGACGCGCCCAGCGCCGAGGCGCUGCGCUCCGAGCUGGAGGGCCGCGCGGCCUCCGGCGCGCCCGAGGUGCUGGCGGGCGCCGUCGCCGAGUGGGCCGGCCUGCUCGGGGCGGCCGACGACGCGCCCCGGUACGAGCUGGAGGGCGGCCACGUGCUCACGUUCCGCGCCGCCUUCCUGCGGAGCAGGGCCUUCGAGCUGCUGGCGGCCGCGGCGGGGCAGGCGCAGCUGGGGGCCGGGGCCGAGCGCGAGCCAGGCGGGCCCGCCAGGGUGGAGCACUGGGCGAACCCGGAUGGGCCCGAAUGGCAGGAGUUCCUGCGCCGGGCCUCCGUGCCCGGGGGCGACCGCCUGGCCCUGCAGCUGCCCGAGCUCUUCUCGCAGACCCGGCGGUCCUCGGGCCUCCGCCGGUGGGUCGAGGAGGCCACGGUGACCCUGAAGGCCGACGCCCGGCACGAGCUCCUGCGCAGCGACCGCACCGUCGCCGGGGAGCGCGCCGAGCGCAUCCGCGCCGGGCUCGCCGCCGCGCGGCGCGCCGCCCAGGGCGGCGGCGGCGGCGGCGAGGCGGGCCCCGCGGAGCAGUGCCGGUCGUCUGCCGACGCCGUGUGUCUCUACGCCGGCUUCAGCGCCGGCCUGGGCGAGGCGGCCGCGCACCUCCGCAAGAGGCUGUCCGAGCGGACGGGCCGCAUGCAGGAGGCCGAGCAGGAGCUGCAGCGUCUCCAGGCGGAGGCGGCCGAGCAGGAGGCCGCGGCGGCCUCGCGGCGAGAGGGCGCCCAGCAGCGCCGCGACGAGAAGGUCGCCGCGCCGAGGCAGAGGU
Messenger RNA from Prorocentrum cordatum, 1088 nucleotides. NCBI's taxonomy places the organism in Eukaryota, Dinophyceae, Prorocentrales, Prorocentraceae. The record is from the annotation of a GenBank genome assembly.